Schistosoma turkestanicum is the source of this 2637-nucleotide messenger RNA. NCBI's taxonomy places the organism in Eukaryota, Metazoa, Platyhelminthes, Trematoda, Strigeidida, Schistosomatidae. The record is from the annotation of a GenBank genome assembly.
AUGCUUUUAUUUAAACUCCUAACUGCAUUUAAGCUUUAUCAUCGUAGAAUUCAACCUAUCGUUUCAGGCAGUAUUUUGUCGUGGAGGCGUUCUCAAUCACACUACAAGACCAAAUUAUCUACUCAUGAUCUUGUGGAGGUGAUUAACCAAAAAGCCAAAAUUCACAAAUAUAUAAAGCCACAAGAACCUGGAGAAUCGUUAUACACAAAUAACCUGGAAAAGUGUGAAUCAGAACAGAAAAUUAACAUCAUUUCGGAAGAUGAUCAGUUGGAUUUCGGUGCUCUUAGUGCGGAUAAUUUAGAUCGACAACCGUAUCAUGAAUCACUUAUUCCUCGAUCCAUGGAUGUGGUAGAAAAAAAAUCUGUCAUCGAUGAACUUGUAAGUACUGAUGAAUUUGAAGAAGAUCCUGCUGAUUGUUUAAGACUAAGCAAAAUUUAUCGUCGUCAUCCUCCGGAACAUUACUCUGAUUUAAUAAGGCGUUAUUGUGCAACAGGUGAUACAAACUCAGCAUUAUCGGUAUUUUUCUCUGACAUGUUAGAGAAAGAUCGUGUUCUACCAUCGAGAUUUCAUGUUCAUGUACUUAUGAAUGGUUUGGCCAUGGUUGGAGAUAGUGAAAAUGCAUUUCGUGUAUAUAGAAAGAUGAUUGAAUUGGGUAUCUCUGCAACUCAGGCAACUUAUUCAUAUUUACUUCGCGCUUGUGCCGAAGAUAUUGCAACAUGGUUUCGAAAUAAUAAAAUAAAUAUUCCGCCUAUUUUACAUCAUAUUGGAAAUGAUUUAUCAUUAGUACAGCGUAAAAAGCUAGCUCUUCAGAAAGUGUUAACAUUAGACAUGUUACCAGAAGAAUUUGGUGGACCGGCAGUUCAUAGAGUGCAUUCUUUUUGGCGUCGUAUAACAGAGAAAAAUAUUCUACUGAAUCAAUUUACGUAUAAUGCACUUAUUUCAGCUCUUGCCAAAGCUGGUGAUAUUCACGGUUGUUUACGUGCAUUGGAUAUGAUGAUGACAACGGAGAAUUGUGAAUAUUCUACUGGAAAAUCAUCUAAAUAUAAAAACAAAUGGUUAAUUCCUAAUACUUUCACUUUAUCAUUCAUCUUGUCUGCUAUUGUACCAGCUACUAUGAAAAGAAAUCUUCAUUGGUGCCGUCAACUUAUGAUAAGUGGUGCUGACGAUAAUACAUCAUCAAAACAGUUGACAAAUACAAACGAUACUGCUUAUCAUCAUCUUAGCCCAUUUCAACUUGCUUUAUCUUUAUGGCAUGAAUUGAUUCCAUUGAUAGGUGGUAGUGUUGCUCCGCAUCAUUUCACUUUAUUAGCUAAAAUAAUGGCAUUACCAAAUGAUUGUUUUGAUACACAUAGUAAUUGUGAAAUGGUUUUUGUGAAUAACACACGUUGCAAAUCAUUUCAAGAUAUACUUAAAUCGGUUAAUUCAACCAAAUCUAUGAAUCUUUUGAUACAUCCAUCUUGUACAUCGAGUGAAAUCGCUUCAAUGAUGAUUGCACAAGCUCAACAACAAUCUCUAGUGUCAUUGAAUAAUAAUAAUAAUACAUCUGUCAUGGAAUUGAAUUCAACCAAUAAUGAAUUGGUAGCUCAGAAAAAAGCAGUAGAAUAUCAAUUAGAUUGGAAUGAUACAAUGUUAGCCCUUCGUAGUCCAAUAAAUGUUCUACUACCACCUACUGAUAAACCAAUAGUAAUUUGUGGACCAAAAAAUCAAAAUUUCUAUCCAUGGCAACGUCUUGCACUUGUUGGUGGAUUACAUGGUUUAUUAGAUUUCAUUGCGAAUUAUUAUCAAUUAAAAAUUGAUAUACAAUUUUUCAAUGCAAUCAUUUCUGUCUUACCAUAUCCAAUACAAAAAUCAAUUGAUUCUUCUAUGGAAAAUGUUUAUGAUUUAUGGGAAAUGGAAAUUUUCAAUUUACUUGCCAAAUGUAAAUUAACACCGGAUAUUGGAUUAUACAAUGCAUUGAUUCAUCGUAGAACAUCUAAUGGUGUGAAUGCGAAUUAUUUAUUAGCUGAUAUGACUCGUAAAGGAAUUAUUCCUGAUCAAAUUACAUGGGGUUGUUUAGCUAGAGGUUGUCAUACAAAAGAAUCAGUUAAACAACUUUUACAUGGUUACGAGAUUGCUGCUACAACUCCUUCAUUACCAUCCACUGACAGUGGAUCAUUAUUGCUGCAUGAACAAAAAAUUUACAAACCAAUUUUUCGACCAAGUUUUACAUUCUUCAGUACAUUACUAUCAACAUCUGGUUUUGAUUGGGAGUUGAAAGCAUUCGUUAUUAAUUAUAUGAUGUAUUCAAAUCAUGUCGAUGAAUUAACAUCUGGCAAAAAGUCGUUCAUGUCAAAACGUCAUGUAUCAUCAUCAUCCUCAUCAUCGACAUCAUCAUCAUCCACAAGUCCAGUGGAUCAUAAUAAUCAUCAAUUUGAUGGAUUUGAAUUAGAUCGUCGUGUUAUUGCAGCUAUUGAUAUAGAUAUUGGUUUAUUUCGUGAGCUAUUAGUGAAAGGUGUAAUUCCAAAAGAUGGUUCAGCUGUUCCAGCGUCAAAAACUGGUGGAUUUUAUGUUGCUCCAAAUGCUAUCCGUUCAUUUUAUAAAUUUUAUAAAAUCUAUAAACGAUGGUUACGUGAAACGCCUGUGAAGAAACCAUGUUAA